AUGGCGGUCGAGCCACUCAACCGCCGAUCUCAACCUUCCGGAUCCGGCGGAGCCGUGAUCAAGGAGGUGCACUUCAGAGGCGUCAGGAAGCGCCCAUGGGGGCGGUUCGCUGCGGAGAUACGCGAUCCGUGGAAGAAGACGCGGAAGUGGCUAGGGACUUUCGAUACCGCGGAGGAGGCCGCUAGGGCUUACGACGAUGCGGCCAGGAGCCUCCGUGGGCCGAAGGCGAAGACUAACUUCGGCGACGGAGGACUCUCCUUCGCCUCCGCCGAGGCUCCUGUGGCCGGCGCCUCGGAGUUGUUUGGAAAGGGUCUGCAGCAGCAUUGGCUGCAGCCGUCAUUAACUGGCGGCGGCGACUCCGUCGCCGUUACGACGCGGUCGGAGUACACUGGAUAUAGGUUGGAUGCGGUGGAUUUGAUGGUGAGUGAGGAGGAGAAGAAGAUGAGGCAGGAGAAGGAGAAGAAGCCGUUCCUCUUCGACCUGAACCUCCCGGCGCCGCUCUUCUGA
Messenger RNA from Vitis vinifera (wine grape), 507 nucleotides. Its product is annotated as ethylene-responsive transcription factor 11. Gene Ontology annotation, molecular function: DNA-binding transcription factor activity; DNA binding. The record is from RefSeq and is a predicted model, not a curated record. The transcript has a single exon. The coding region runs from base 1 to 507 and encodes 168 amino acids. Gene Ontology annotation, biological process: regulation of DNA-templated transcription. NCBI's taxonomy places the organism in Eukaryota, Viridiplantae, Streptophyta, Magnoliopsida, Vitales, Vitaceae.